This is a messenger RNA of Paralichthys olivaceus (Japanese flounder), 3218 nucleotides long. RefSeq names its product tripartite motif containing 35-28 (gene trim35-28). The record is from RefSeq and is a predicted model, not a curated record. Gene Ontology annotation, molecular function: protein binding; zinc ion binding; ubiquitin protein ligase activity. Lineage: Eukaryota; Metazoa; Chordata; Actinopteri; Pleuronectiformes; Paralichthyidae. Gene Ontology annotation, biological process: protein ubiquitination. Gene Ontology annotation, cellular component: cytoplasm.
AUCCCCCAUCUAGCAUCACGGUCACUCUCUGUAUCUAUCUGUAUCUACAGGUGUGAGAACAACAGGGAGUGUGUCUCUGACAGCUGCAGGAAAACAUCUGCUCCACCGCCCAUUAGAAUCUCUGUUGCAUCCUGUACUUCCACUAGAGGGCAGUGUUUUUUGAGCCCGGCACAUGUUUACGUCAUCCGAGCAAAACCCGGAAAGAGGGACCACGAACUUCGGCGCUGUGUUUACGAAAAGAGCAGAGAAGUUCGUGAGUGUUCUACUUUUCCUGAAACUAGUUUGUAUUCAUCUUCUGUGAGCUAAACGAACAAGCAAAGCCUCGACGUAUAACACGGAGUGAUUAUAAGUCAGUAUUCGUCGGUUCGGGCUUUUCUCUAAAACGAAAGUAAAGUGCUGAGGACUGACAGGAUGGACGAGGACAUGCCGGAGGAGCCUUUACCCAUGAGGCAGGAGCUGACCUGCCCCGUGUGUCAGGAUAUCUUCCGGGACCCUGUUCUGCUGCCCUGCACCCACAGCCUCUGCCGGGAGUGUCUGCAGUGCAGCCUGCAGGUGAGACGGAGCUGCCCGCUGUGCCGCGCCGAGCUGAGGGAGGGACAGGCCAUCUCCAACCGGGGGCUGAGCAGCGCCUGCGAGGUGUUCCUGCGGGAGGCCGACUGGCUGCGCGGCCAGAGGCGGCCCGGAGAUGACAUCUGCGGGAUACACCUGAAGCCGCUGGAGCUGUACUGCGAGAAGGACGAGGAGCCGGUGUGCGUGGACUGUGUCUCCCUGCACAACACGCACAGGCUGUGGCCGCUGAAAGAGGGAGCACCGCUGUGCAAGAAUGAGCUCAAAUACAGAGUGGACAUCUUUGAAAAGAAAGUGGAUUCGCACAGGAAGAUGAAACACAUAUUCAGCAACACAGUGAAGCACAUCAAGGAUCAAGCUGGGCAGGCGGAGAAACACAUCAGGGCAGAGUUUGAGAGGCUCCGCGAAGCGCUUGUCACGGAGGAAGCCCGGCGUCUUCAAGUCCUCGCUACUGAGGAGGAGCAGAAGAUUGCUGCCAUAGAGGAGCUGAUUACCAAGACAAACAACAACAUCGUCGUUCUGAAAAAGCUCAUCGACACUCUGAAGAUGGAGAUGGGCAACGAGGAUCUUAACCUCGUGCAGAAUUUCAAGAGUUUGAAAAAGAAAGCCCACUGGCCUCAUGAAGACCCUUGCAUCCCUGAUGACUCUCUUUUGAACAUGGGCAAUCAUGUUGGGGAUUUGAGCUUCAAAAUCUGGAAGAAUAUGCAAACUCAUGUCAAACACUAUCCAGUGGUGCUGAACCCUAACACAGCUUCUCCAUGGCUGACUGUUAGCGCUGACCUGACCAGUAUGAAGGAAAGCUCAGAGCGACUGACCAUCCCGGAAAACCCGGAGCGCUUCGAUCCCUGUAUCUUUGUCCUGGGUGCUGAAGGUUACACCUCCGGGAAACACAGAUGGGAUGUCGUGGUUGGUGACAGCGCUAAAUGGAUUGUUGGAGUAUGCAAAGAGUCGGUGGUCCGCAAAAAGAAGUUCACGGUGUCUACGAACCGCGGGGUGUGGUCCAUAGGCCUCAGCAAAGGGGUGUACAAUGUCCUUACACCUGAGCGUACAGAGCUGCAGGUGCAGCAGCGUCCAAAGAGGAUUCGCAUCAAGCUAAACAUGGAUAAGGGGGAUGUGUCAUUUUGGGAUGGGGAGACAGAAAAGCAUCUCAUCAGUUUUACACACAACUUUAACGAGAGGAUGUUUCCUAUAUUUGGCCCAGGGCUCCAUAGUGCAUCUAUGACUCUGGUUCAAGGGAAAAUUGCCGUGCACGCUUCAUAAUGGGCUAUGAUACUGCAGAGGGAUGUUAUUAGAUCUAAUAAGAUGUUUCUAAUAAAAACUAAUUAGAAAGUUGAAAGAGAUGAAAUAUAAUAAAAUUGGGGAAGACUGAGUAUAUGAUGAAUAUAGAUGUUUUACGUGAUGUAAUAUGCACUAAUUUGUAAUUAAUAGAGAAAACAGUACAUUAAUUAAAUAUUCACAAGAAAGCAAUGAUGAAGAGAUGACGCUGACCAUUCAGAUUUGGCAACGGGGGCUAAAGUCCGAAAUAAACAUCUCAGAACUAUGUCAGGAAUGUAGCUUAAAGGAUAAUAUGGAAAAACAUAGGCAGCAAGUGAAGAAAGUCUUUGAUAAUAAACCUUCUAAAAGCGUUGCAGCUGCAUGACUCAUCAGUUACAUUUGAGAAAUGGCUUUCUCGAUAAUGACAGUGCACAAAAACUAAGAUGUGAUAAAAUCAUGUAGGUCAGUAAAGAGGAGGAUUAAGCCCAUUUAUAGAAAAAAAAUCUGCUGUAACUGAAAGAAACAGCAUUAAAUAAUCUUUUGUCACUUUACUCUAGAGAGCUUGAGCGAUAUAAAAAGUGAUGUUGGAUGCUGCUGACCAGAUCAGAUACCAGCUCUCAAUAUCAACAAAAAUUUGUGAAAUUAACUAUUCAAAUGACUUUCUCCAUAGCUACGCUUGUCUUUGAGAAUUAAGCAAUACAUAUAUAUAUAUAUAUUAUAUAGCCUCAAUAUUGCAAGAAUCUUGCCUGGCUUGUUGAUUUUUCAAUAAUUAUAUUGAGUUUCUGGUCAUCACUCACCACAGUGAGGCCAGAGAGUUGUCACAGCGGUGACAGUACUGAAGGAUGACAAACUGCUUUGACUGCUCUGAAUCUGCACGUGCAGAAAACAGAACAUUCUGUCUCCAUAUUGACAUUCAAUAAAAAAUAAUUAAAAUCUAAUUUGAUUUGUGCACAUCAAUAUUGAUGACAUGGGAUUAACUUGCCAUUGGUGCUUCCUCAUUUCCAAUUAGUGAAAUUUGUGCCAGUGUUUCCUCAGUUUCUGUAAGAUAAGAUAAGAGAUAAGAUAAAGUCUUUUGAUCCCACAAAGGGGAAAUUUGCUUGAUAAAGCAGCAGAUAGUCAGAAUGAAGUAGACAAGAGAACAUGUGAAUGUACAAAACAGGCAAAUUAAAUAGACAUACAGAGAAUGUGUUCAAUAAUAUAUAUUCUCUAUUAUUUGUAGAGAAUAAUGAAUUAGAACAUUCAUAGGUGCAUCAUGAUGGACAUUAUUUACAACUGUCACACGUUUGUUUUUUCUUUGCUUUAUAUUGUGCCCUUUGUAUUAUAUAUAGUGUGCAUGCAUGUGAAAGAAGAAAGACACGAUCGUCACUGCACAGAUGAAACAAAGUAAAUAAAAAGUU